Molecule: messenger RNA, 1150 nt
Organism: Baudoinia panamericana UAMH 10762
Lineage: Eukaryota; Fungi; Ascomycota; Dothideomycetes; Mycosphaerellales; Teratosphaeriaceae
Exons: 1
Coding region: 311-997 (228 amino acids)
Biological process (GO): L-histidine biosynthetic process
Molecular function (GO): imidazoleglycerol-phosphate dehydratase activity
Source: RefSeq, a predicted model, not a curated record
UCGUGCAUACUACGCGUAACCUCUGCUUCUCAUGCACAAAUUCUUCGCCGUUGGCUUCAGCGCCACCUACUGCAUCUGCCAUCUCAACAUCACCCUCGCCUCGAGCCAUGCCCCUUGUUGAUUGGAGGAUCCUGUCGAACACUCGAGCUGAUCGUAUUUACUGAUCACUUGUCUACAUGUACGAGGUCAGGUUCAUCAAUAAAUUCUACGCUUCAUAAGUCCGCGGCUAUUUCCGCUGCAGGUCCCGAUAGCUAGUGAAGAAGUUCGGCCUUCCAACCACACAGUAUAUGACGCAUGCGAGUAUAGUAGCAUGGCAACUGAAAAGCGCAUACGGAGCGCAACAAUCAACCGCGAUACAAACGAGACCAAGAUCAAUCUUGCGCUCAACCUCGACGGCGGCGCAUUACAGCCAUCCACCUCGAGCGCAUCAGAGUCCAAUGGAGAUGAGAAACAGCAUGCUUCACAAUCCUCUAAAUCCCAACAAAUAAGCGUAGAUACCGGAAUUGGCUUUCUUGAUCAUAUGCUGCACGCUCUCGCAAAGCAUGGCGGGUGGUCACUUCAUCUACGGACCCGAGGAGACCUCCACAUUGACGACCACCAUACCGCAGAGGACACAUUCAUCGCCCUUGGUCAGGCCUUCAAGCAGGCCCUGCAGACCACGUCCGGUCUGGCGAGGUUUGGGUACGCUUACUGCCCGCUAGACGAGGCCUUGUCAAGAGCCGUGGUAGACCUGAGUAACCGGCCGUUCUCUGUUAUCAACCUGGGCACAAAGAGGGAAAAGAUUGGAGACUUAAGCUGUGAGAUGCUCCCGCACUGCUUGCAGUCCUUCGCUCAAGGAGCGGGCAUCACACUGCAUGUGGAUUGUUUACGUGGCGACAAUGAUCACCAUAGAGCGGAGAGUGCGUUCAAAGCCAUGGCGGUAGCACUGCGGAUGGCGUGCAGUCCGGUUGUAGGCAGAGAAGGCGAGGUACCAAGCACGAAAGGCGUGCUCUUCUGAUGAGGACGCCCCAACGACGUUCGUAGUCUACUCGUGCUGUAGUUCUAGCGUACAAUGACACUGCAGAGCUGCCGUUGUGGCCGCGUGCUUUUCAACACCAAACCUGAAUUUCAACUCGCCGUUCGGUGCAGAGAUGUAAACCACUAGUGGCCC